Molecule: messenger RNA, 747 nt
Organism: Colletotrichum higginsianum IMI 349063
Lineage: Eukaryota; Fungi; Ascomycota; Sordariomycetes; Glomerellales; Glomerellaceae
Product: SUR7 protein
Exons: 3
Coding region: 1-747 (248 amino acids)
Biological process (GO): fungal-type cell wall organization; endocytosis; cortical actin cytoskeleton organization
Cellular component (GO): cell cortex; plasma membrane; membrane raft
Source: RefSeq, a predicted model, not a curated record
AUGACUAAACACGCCCCCUUGGGCACCGCUGCCAUCGUCUUCCUUUCGGGCUCCAUUGUCCUCCUCCUCUUCGUCAUCCUCGCCGCCGUUCGUGACUCGGCGCCCCUGAGCAACACCUACUUCCUCGAGGCUGAUACCUCGGGCAUCACCGGCGCUCGCGAGGGUCUCACGCGAUGGACCUACUUUUACUACUGCAACGACCAGAACACUGAGUGCUGGGGUGCGUGGCCCGCUCCCGCCUUCGGCUGGGCCUGGGGCCGCGACGCCGCCAACGUUCCUUCUGGUCUCGCCGGCAGCCACGGGGGCGGUACUACCAGCACCCAGUUCUUCUACCUGUGGCGCUUCGGCUGGGUCAUGUACCUGAUCGCCCUCUUCUUCAUGGCCAUGGCCUGGUUUGCAAGCUUCCUGGCGUGCUGCGGCCGUCUCGGUGCCGCUGUCGCCGGUCUGGUCUCUGCCUCGGCUCUCUUCUUCCUCACCGUGGCCGCCUCUUUGAUGACUGCAACCUUUGUCAAAGCGCGCAACGCAUUCCAGUCCGCCGGCCGCGACGCCCACAUCGGCACCUACGCCUUCGGAUUCACGUGGGGCGCCUGGGCCGCCCUCCUCAUCGCAACGCUCCUCUUCUGCCUUGGCAUCCGCGGCGACAAGGCCGCUGGUGGUGGCAGCCGUUUCCGCCGCAACCGCAGCACCCGCAGCCGCAGGUCCUUUGACGUCAACAGCGGUCGUCGCGUCAAGGAGGACUACGCAUGA